Messenger RNA from Periophthalmus magnuspinnatus, 620 nucleotides. Its product is annotated as troponin C, skeletal muscle-like. The record is from RefSeq and is a predicted model, not a curated record. NCBI's taxonomy places the organism in Eukaryota, Metazoa, Chordata, Actinopteri, Gobiiformes, Gobiidae. Bases 1 to 336 code for a protein of 111 amino acids. Gene Ontology annotation, molecular function: calcium ion binding; enzyme regulator activity. The transcript has 4 exons.
AUGUGGGCUUUCAUGUGUCUUGCACUGAGAGCUCGUGUCUCUUCUGUUUCAGGCAGCGGUACCAUUGACUUCGAGGAGUUCUUGGUCAUGAUGGUUAGGCUGCUCAAGGAGGACCAGGCCGGCAAGAGCGAGGAAGAGUUGGCCGAGUGCUUCCGUGUCUUCGACAAGAACGCUGACGGCUACAUCGACAGAGAGGAGUUUGCUCUGAUCAUCCGCAGCACCGGAGAGAGCAUCACAGAGGACGAGAUUGACGAGCUCAUGAAGGAUGGAGACAAGAACUCAGAUGGCAUGCUGGACUUUGACGAAUUCCUCAAGAUGAUGGAGAAUGUACAAUAAACGCUGACGCCUCUUGGACAUUCCUCCUUCUCUCUCCCUCCAUCCCUCCAACCGUCCUCCCACCUUUGCAACAGAAAGCUAGCGCCCCCUGAGGCCGCCUGGGGUCACUGCGGCUCCAGGCGUGGGUCAUGUGAUCCAUGUUCGCUGGUGUAGCCCGAGACCGCUGCUUUGACUGAUCCAACGUCACUGUACCGAAACAGAUAAAGCCACUACCACCGGUGCCGUCGUGUUUAAAGUCUGUAUAAAGUUUGUUUUGAGGAAAAUAAAUCAAAUGUUUGUUUCUU